AUGUCGAUCAACUUCUGCGAGCACUUCAAGACAAGUCGUCCAGUUCGACUCCGUUUAAUGCAGCAAACCCAAACCGAAACAACCCUCUCCAAAGACACUGAAACGGAGCCAUUGAACCCGAGGCAUAUCGCCAGACCUCCAGCAUCGCACACCGUUCGCAUGUCUAUUUUGACCAAGCUUCACGAUGCCAUGGUCCAGCUCAAUAAGCAAGUUAUCAAAGAAAAUGACCCGUCUAAGAAGGCGCUUAUACUGUCGUCUGAUGAAGUUGUGACGAUGGCGCUGGAUGAAGAGGAGAAAGCGGCGAAGGAACAUUCUUCGGUAUACGCCAACGUGAUCAAGCUCCGCAUUACGAAGCUCAGGAAAAUGGACAGGGAAGAGUGGGAAACUAACGUGUCAACAUACAUUGUCGCUAAAUUUGGUCCGCCAGCAGGGAGCAACAAGCCGGAGGAUCCAGACGGGGAAGUAAUAACAGGGUUGAGCCCCCAGGAAGAAAUAUCUCUGCUUCCUAAACUCUAUGCGUCGCGAGAACAAUUAAACAAAGCUGGAUAUGUUACCACUGCUCCUACGAGUGAUGAUAUUGAAGCGGCAAAACGUGGUGCCGAGGCAGCUCAAGGAUGGGAGCAAUGCGAGCGCUGCAAUGGCAGGUUUCAGGUCUUCCCAGGCCGAAGGGAGGACGGACUUUUAGCCACAGGAGGACACUGCACGUACCACCACGCGAAGCCACUCCGGCCCCCAAAGAAGAAAACAGACCAUAUUACUGGGCAUAAGGAAUCAUACUACCCAUGCUGCAACGAAACAAUUGGGACUUCCGCAGGUUGUACGAAAGCUGAAUGGCAUGUUUUCAAAGUGUCGGAGGUUAAGCGGCUGGCUGCGGUGCUGCAAUACAAAGAAACACCCAGGCAGCCCAAUAAACCUACGUUACCCCCCAUCUGCUUCGACUGCGAAAUGGGCUAUACCACUCUAGGUCUUGAACUCAUCCGCCUCACGGCCGUCUCCUGGCCCGAAGGAAAUAAGGUCCUGGACGUCCUAGUAAAACCGAAAGGUGAAAUCUUAGACCUUAACUCCCGCUAUUCCGGCGUCCGUCCGGAGCACUUCGCCAACGCCACACCACAUUCGCCAUCCGACACGAAAGACAAGCCCCAUCAACAGCUCCCUGUCGUCGACUCCCCCAGCGCAGCUCGCGACCUCCUCUUCCAAUUACUUCAACCCGAAACCCCCCUUAUCGGUCACGCACUCGAGAAUGACCUCAACGCGUGCCGCAUCAUCCACCCCACCAUCGUCGACACUGCGCUCCUUUACCCGCACCCAGGUGGCCUGCCAUACCGCUUUGGCCUGCGGGCGCUCACACGCAAAUACCUGAAUCGACAUAUACAGGCUGGCGGUGGAGAGCUGGGUCAUGACUCUAUGGAAGAUGCGAAGGCGACGGGGGAUUUGGUUCGGGUUAAGGUUAGGGAGACGUGGAACGCGUUGAAGAGGGUUGGGUAUUCAUUUGAAAAGGGGAGGUUAGUGGCUCCUCCCGGAGGAGGGAUGAAAAAUGGCGUUGCCGGGGCGCAAGGGGCAAGCUCCAGCAUAUUGGGAGGUGGCGGCGGCGGUGUUUUGGGCCAUGGAGCCGGGAUAAAGCGGAAGGAAGGCGAGUAA
Messenger RNA from Histoplasma mississippiense, 1638 nucleotides. RefSeq lists its product as hypothetical. Gene Ontology annotation, cellular component: nucleus. The transcript has a single exon. Gene Ontology annotation, molecular function: exonuclease activity; nucleic acid binding. The coding region runs from base 1 to 1638 and encodes 545 amino acids. The record is from RefSeq and is a predicted model, not a curated record. Lineage: Eukaryota; Fungi; Ascomycota; Eurotiomycetes; Onygenales; Ajellomycetaceae.